AUACACAGAGGAUCGGUCGAAUGAGAGGGUGGUUACCUAGCUACGGAUAUAGCAAAGUAUAACCCAAAAGAAUGGUUGAAGAUUCGAACAUGUAUACGUGGGAGGAAGUAGAACAACGAGUGAAGAGCGGUGAGAAGUGGAUCGUAGUAGAAAAUAAAAUUUACAAUGUAAAAAAUUGGCAAAGGAAACAUCCUGGCGGAGCUAAAAUAAUCGCCCAUUUCCAUGGCCAAGACGCCACAGUAAGCUAUUAAUAAUUUUCUAUAUAUUCUAUUGAAUAACUACCAUUAAUAAACGUGUUCAUAUUUUAAUCAGGAAGCUUGGCGUAGUAUGCAUAACGAUCUCAAGCUUAUACAAAAGUAUAUGAAUCCUCUGUUAGUUGGUCGAAUCAAAAAUGCAAAAACAGUAAGUUUUUUUUAACUAAAGAACACUAUUAAGAAAAAUGCUGAAUUAGGAAAAUCUCUAUUAUCACACUCCUUGAAAAAAGAAUUCAUUCAUCAAACUUUCUUAUCACUUCCACUGAAUAGAUAAUGAAUAGGAGAAUAUUCUAUUCUUAAUAUUAAACAAUCAAAGUAAACGAGUUUAUACGUGUAUUUUAUUGAACUUAUAGCCCUAGUAUAAACUGCGGAUAUCAGAUUUAUAUACCGUCUAAUAUGUAAUAAACUGUACUUUUAACAGGAUAUUUUUUAAUCUAUUUUUAGAAUCAACUUACAGAAGAUUUUGGGCAGUUAAGAGAAAAGUUUAAAAAUAUGGAGUUGUUUAAAGUUCAACCAAUAUUCUACUUAUUACAUUUUCUUCACAUAAUUGGUAUAGAAUGUGUAGCUUGGUAUCUCCUUUGGCAAUUCGGAGAUUGUUGGCCCGUAUGGUUGGUUUCAGCAGGACUUUUAGCGACUGCACAAGCUCAAGCUGGAUGGACUCAACACGAUUAUGGACAUUUAAGUGUCUUUAAUAAUUUCAAAUUAAAUCAUCUCUUUCAUCAAAUUACAAUUGGUCAUUUGAAAGGAGCUUCAUCUCAUUGGUGGAAUUUUAGGCACUUUCAACAUCACGUUAAACCAAAUAUCCAUAAAAAAGAUCCGGAUAUAACUCUACCGCAAGUAUUCCUUCUAGGUGAUCAUCUACCAAGAGAAUGGGGUAGUCAGAAAAGAGGCAAAGCCCCAUAUAAUCAUCAACAUAAUUACUUCUGGAUUCUCGGUCCAUGGUUUCUUUUACCGGGCUACUUUCAUCUAGAAAAUAUAUAUUUUGUUUUAAUGAGAAGAGAUUGGUACGACGUUCUAUGGAUGUCUACCUUCUUCCUUAAAUUCUUUUAUCUAGGGAACAGUAUAUUAGCAGGAGGUUGGGCAACUUUUAAAUUCUAUAUGUUUGUCAGAUGGUUAGAAUCUCACUGGUUUGUCUUUGUUACUCAAAUGAAUCAUCUUCCUAUGGAAAUUGGUAAAGAUCAUAAUAAUGAUUGGGUAACUUCCCAGUUGAUUUCAACAUGUAAUGUAGAACCUGGAUUAUUUAAUAAUUGGUUCAGUGGUCAUUUAAACUUCCAAAUUGAGCACCACCUCUUCCCAACAAUGCCACGACAUAAUUAUCCAAAGGUGGCACCGUAUGUUAAAGAUCUUUGUAAGAAGCACAACGUGACAUACGUCGAGAAAAAAUUGGGAACAGCAUUUGCCGACAUAAUUCGUAGUUUAAGAAAAUCUGGCAAAUUAUGGUUUAAUGCUUAUUAUCACAUUGAUUGAUGCACAAAUUUUAACGAUACUCCUUUAUGCAAUUCUUGAUACCUUUAUUAUCUUUCCACUUUGAAAUGGUUUGUUAUUAAUAAAUAUUUUAAAUCUCUUAUCGGCC
This is a messenger RNA of Dimorphilus gyrociliatus, 1827 nucleotides long. Lineage: Eukaryota; Metazoa; Annelida; Polychaeta; Dinophilidae. The record is from the annotation of a GenBank genome assembly.